CAAUCCUUGCUAUACUUUCUCCAUUUGCUCUUCCCUCCUUCAUUUCUCUCUUCUUCUUUUCUUCUAUUUUUCUAUAUACACCAACAAAAAAAAAAAAAAAAGGCAAAACCAAAGCCCCAAACCUAAAAAAUAGAGGCAAAAAAUUCAUUCAUCUUUGAUCAGAACAGAGAUCAAAAGAAAGAACCCACAUUCCUAUUUUUCAUUUUAAUUUUUUUGAAUUCUCAAUAUUGAAAUUGGAAAAGAUAGUCCUUUUUUUUCUUCUCUCUUUUUUCCCUCCCACCUUUCUGUUCCUCCUCUAUAACUGCCCCUCCAUUUUCUCCAUCAUGCAUUAACUUCCCUUCACGGGCGAACCCCUGUUUGUUUCUUGCAUUCUACAUACACGUAGAGAAAUCCCAAUUUGCCAAAAGGGCAGUUUUUUUUUUAAUUUAGGCAUGCAAUGUUGGUUGUCUCUGAAGCCAAAUUUUGGUUGAUGAAAUUCUUUUGACAAGAAAGUUUCUUUCUUUUUCUUUUCUUUUUUGGGAUAAAGGAUCAAGAUUGGAUUUUUUUGGUUUCUUUUUCUUGCUGGGUCUUUUUUUUUCUUUUGAGGAGAGUAAUGGCGACAGAAGAAUUGCUGCAGUUUUCUGUGGCUUCUAUGGUGGAGAAUGUUCUCCAACAGCAUGGGAAGCGGCUUUAUGACAUUGAUUUGGCUUCAAGAAAGGCAGAGGAAGCUGCAUUGAGAAGAAAUGAAGCGGCUGGCUGGUUAAGAAAGACAGUUGGAGUAGUUGGAGGUAAGGAUUUGCCUGCACAGCCUUCAGAAGAAGAGUUUCUACAGGGAUUGCGAAGUGGGAUUAUACUUUGCAAUGUGCUUAACAAGGUUCAGCCUGGUGCUGUGCAAAAAGUGAUUGAAGCGCCUUCUGAUACUGUUAUCAUUCCUGAUGGGGCAGCUCUUUCCGCUUAUCAGUACUUCGAAAAUGUUAGGAAUUUUCUUGUAGCUAUAGAGGACAUGGGACUGCCUACUUUUGAAGCUUCUGAUUUGGAACAGGGAGGAAAAACUUCCAGAGUAGUAAAUUGUGUGCUAGCGUUAAAGUCAUACAGUGACUGGAAACAUGGAGGUGGGAUUGGAUUGUGGAAAUUUGGAAGUGUCAAAGCCACUGCUUCCGGGAAGCAAUUUGUAUUGAAGAAUUCUGAACCUUUCAUGAACUCAAUAUCAAGAACUUCAUCUAGUGAGAAGUCCCUUGAGAGGUCUGCUAGUGAACAGUUAUUGCUCAAUGAUUUUGGGUCAGAAAAUGGUGAAAUGGGUAAUCUUUCUUUAAAUACCUUUGUCCGGGGUGUUCUUUCUGAUAAGAGACAAGAAGAGAUCCCAAUGGUUGUGGAAAACAUUCUAAGUAAACUUAUGGAGGAAUUUGAACGACGAUUAGCGACACAAAGUAAUCAAGUAAAUGCACCAUGUUCUAAUGGAUCUCUUACCCCGAUAAAAUCACCAUGUUCUAAUGGAACUCUCACACAAACCUCUGCUGCUGAGAUGGAAAUUUGCACACCGUCAACAACAUAUGAAGAAAAUGGUCCCCGAGAGAUAAACACUGAAGAAAAUAUGCACACCGUCUACAACAAUGGCAAUUUGAACACCCAAAUCCAGAGGCAGUUGUUUUUAGUCGAGAAACAGCAUGGCGAGAUUCAGGUAUUAAAGUCUACGAUGCUAUUGACAAAAGCAGACUUGAAGAAUCUGCAAAUGAAGUACAAUGAGGAAAUCAACUAUCUAGGGGCACACCUUCGUAGCCUCGCUCAUGCUGCUUCAGGUUACCAGAGAGUUUUAGAGGAAAAUCGGAAGCUUUACAAUCAAGUGCAGGACUUGAAAGGAAACAUAAGAGUAUACUGUCGUGUAAGACCUUUACAUGGGCAAGUCAGGGGAUUCGGUUCUGUGGAACACUUGGAUGAAGGGAGUAUUACAAUCACUACUCCUUCAAAGUAUGGAAAAGAAGGGAAAAAAUCAUUCACUUUCAACAGGGUUUUUGGUCCGUCUGCAAGCCAAGAAGAAGUAUUUUCCGACACCCAACCUUUGAUCCGAUCUGUCCUUGAUGGUUUCAAUGUGUGUAUAUUUGCAUAUGGUCAAACAGGAUCUGGAAAAACACACACAAUGAGUGGACCUGAUGUUCUUACACCGGAGACCAUGGGUGUGAAUUACAGGGCAUUGAACGAUUUAUUUCUGAUCUCAGAACAGAGAAAAGAUAUCUUCUUGUAUGAUGUAUCUGUUCAGAUGAUCGAAAUUUACAAUGAACAAGUCAGAGAUCUUCUGGCGACUGAUGGCCUUAAUAAAAGAUUAGAAAUCCGAAACAGUUCCCAAAGCGGUCUAAAUGUGCCGGAUGCAAACCUUGUAACUGUAACAUCUACCUCUGAUGUUAUUAAUUUGAUGAACCUUGGACAGAAAAACCGUGCAGUUGGUUCGACAGCUAUGAAUGAUCGCAGUAGUCGUUCUCAUAGCUGCCUUACUGUUCAUGUUCAAGGGAGAGACUUGGCUUCUGGUGCAGUUCUUCGUGGUUGUAUGCAUCUUGUCGACCUGGCCGGAAGUGAAAGAGUUGACAAAUCCGAGGCAGUAGGUGAGCGAUUGAAAGAGGCUCAACAUAUAAAUAAGUCUCUUUCCGCUCUUGGUGAUGUUAUUGCUUCUCUUGCCCAAAAGAAUUCACAUGUUCCAUACAGGAACAGUAAGCUCACGCAAUUGCUCCAAGAUUCACUUGGUGGGCAAGCGAAAACUCUUAUGUUUGUUCACAUCAGUCCAGAAUAUGAUGCGAUAGGAGAAACACUAAGUACUCUUAAAUUUGCUGAACGGGUUUCUUCAGUUGAGCUUGGCGCUGCUCGAGCAAACAAAGAGACUGCUGAAGUGAAGGAUCUAAAAGAACAGAUUGCUAAUCUCAAGGCAGCUUUGGCAAAGAAGGACGGUGAAGCUAUGCGCACUCCAAAUUCCUUAUCUACCAUGUCGUCUGCCGGGUCUUCACCUUCACGUUAUAGUUGGCAGAGUUUGAAUAUCUCUAGUGAUAACUUGGAGAUGAAGAACAGCUCAUCGAAGCCCAAGAGGAGAAGCCUAGAUCUCCAGGACUUGUUGCUAUCACCCCCUUGGCCGAAUGUUGGAAGCUCCCCCGGCUCAAAGGAUUAUGAGAAAGAAGCUAUUAAUGGUGACUGGGUGGAUAAAGUCAUGGUUAACAAGCAAGAUGGUGAUAGGAGAGACAGCCUAGGAUCAUGGGAAGAUGAUGCUUCUACAAGACAGUCCCCUGACACGUUCUACCAGAAGCUCAAUGGUCGAAAUCAGGUAGUCACUGAUGAUUCAGAUGAGCUAGAAGCUACAACAAGUGAUUCUUCUGAGCAGGAUUUCCAUUGGCAAUCCAACAAUGCUCAGAAAGCAAGUAGCAUCCCCAACGGGAUCGGAUCAAAGUUGAAAAGACCUAGCUUGAAGCAUGCAAGGACUAUGGAAAUAAAGAGUUCGAUACCACCGCCACCCACAAGAAGACUGUCCACUUCUCCAUCAUUGCCUAAGUUGACAGGGAGACAAGCAUUUUCUGCAGAUGGCAAAAGAAAACCAUUGAGUGGAAAGUGAGCAAAACUGCAGCUUUGGGAUAUUAGCAAGGGCAGAAAGAGAAAUGCACAGCCCUUUCUUCCCUUUUUUUUUUGUUUUUGUUUUUUUUUUUUGUUUUUUUGUAAAUAUAAGCUUUCUUGGGGGAAUUUGUUAAUGCACAGAAGCAAAGAACAGAGGUGAAAAUAGUCCCCUGAAAGAAAAAUUGGGGAAACAAAAGAAAAUGAAAGGAAACAGAAAAAGUUGAAUUAGUUUCAGGGAGUGAUCAGUGGUGAUCUUGGAUAAAUUUUUGGUGGCUCACUGGUGAGUGUUGUACAGUUGUUUGGUUAGUUCUGUGGAUUUCUCUUAUUUUUGCUUUUCUUUUUGUUACUUUUAAUUAUUCUUUUAUUUUUAUCGAAAUUUGAAAAGAAAUAAAUGAAAAGAAGACAACAAGGUUUAUACAAAAAC
This is a messenger RNA of Oldenlandia corymbosa var. corymbosa, 3988 nucleotides long. The record is from the annotation of a GenBank genome assembly. NCBI's taxonomy places the organism in Eukaryota, Viridiplantae, Streptophyta, Magnoliopsida, Gentianales, Rubiaceae.